GGCUAUUCACCUGUCUGAGCUGCUUUGGACGAAUUAUUGAUACAAAAGAGGCAAGCUGGCAGAGGGUUACAAUUUGAGCUAUAGGGAGGAGUCUAGCGCUUUGUUGUCAUUUUGAUGUGCAUUACUGGUGUCAGGUUUCCUGAUUGUUUCAGAGAAAAACUAGGGAUUGACCUUGAAUGGCUGCUGAAAAGUUCUCCAUGGUGGGAUAAAGUAGAGAGAAAGAUGCACCGCUGAUGCUCAUCUGGUGCAUACCCUGCUUCACCUUUGGCUAACAUGAUAAUUUGACUUCAAUGAGUGCUGCUACAGUUUUUAAAUCCUGAAGGACCCUUAGCCCAAUGGAGAAGAAAUACCCAGCAAUUGCAGGGAAGGAGAAAGGACCAGGACCUGGGCGCUAUGGAUUGCCUCCCACCAUUGGGUUUGUUGGCCACGACUUCACAAAACCAACCAGCCCGGCCUACUCUUUCCACGGCAGGAUCAGUAAUAACAUGCUUUCUCUCGACUCCAGUCCAGGGCCUCUGUAUCAUGUUGAUGCAAAAAUCACUCGCUUUGGAAAGGAUGGCACACCUGCAUAUUCAAUGUUGAGUAGAAUGAAAGCACAGAUAGAAGAGUUAUUCAGCACACCUGGACCUGGUACAUACAGUCCUGAGAAAGCUCCACUUUGCAACCUGCAGCGCAAACCGCCCUCCUACACGAUGGGCCGUCGUACCCGCUACCGUACCGUAGACCCGGUCCCGGCUCCCAACAAGUACAGCCUGCCUCCACUCCUAGGAUCUCACAUCCCAAAUAAGAGAGCCAGCGCAAGUUACACUAUGCCGGGUACUUUCAGCACCGGGGGACCAUCUGAAGAUUUGGCCAAGACUCCCGGGCCCUGCCGAUACAACAGUACGGACCCUAGUGUGUAUCGGCCGCGGCAGCCUGCGUUCUCCAUGUUGGGACGUCACGACGUACCCAAAGACAAGACCAAAAAGCCCGGUCCAGGGACGUAUAACCCCGAGAACGUCACGGCUCACAAGACCAGAGCACCAGCAUACUCCAUGGGGGUCAGACACUCAGAAUAUGUCACGCCACUAGUGGUCGGGUUUUCUGACUAACAGAG
This is a messenger RNA of Xiphophorus maculatus (southern platyfish), 1096 nucleotides long. It is a transcript of the gene cimap1d, whose product is annotated as outer dense fiber protein 3-like protein 2. The coding region runs from base 336 to 1091 and encodes 251 amino acids. The record is from RefSeq and is a predicted model, not a curated record. Gene Ontology annotation, cellular component: cytoskeleton. The transcript has 5 exons. Lineage: Eukaryota; Metazoa; Chordata; Actinopteri; Cyprinodontiformes; Poeciliidae.